AUAGUCUCAGCUAGUAAAGCUGUUGUACUAUUCGGUCGAGUUGGGUAAAUAGACGUUUGGUUAAAAGACAAUCAUCAAUAAAUUUCCUUCAUUUCUCUUUACUGAAGUAUUAUAGUUAUCUCAAUCAGGGGCGUGCUUAUACUCAUUUUAAUUGUAUCAGGCUGGAGUGAACUUUAACAAGUAGUUGAAAUUAUUACUCGCAUACAUAAAAUUGUAAAUAAAACUGAAAAUUAUUAGCCUUCGAUAUACCAUUUUAAAAUUUGGGCGCGUAUAAAGAGGCAUUAAUAAACAUGCGCCAGCGCCAAGGAAAAGGUUACCUAUACUUGGAAAGCGAGGAAAAUGCGUUAGUGUUGUUUGCGUGGGCGCAUCCAGAAAUUGGGCCGCCAAAUUCUACACUGUUAUGGAAGUUUGCGGUGCUAUUAGAUCUUUGGUGGACGUAUUUUGAAUUUGAAAAUGGCGGAAAGGUGCAAUGGAGUCAAAGGUCUGGUGCAGCACUCACGGCGCAUUGGAACAACCACCAUUUUGAUGUUGAUCUAACUGCGUUGCCACUGUCGCACCAAAAAUGGUAUAAUGCAAUUGCGAAUGAUCCGGACGUGAUCAGUUUGAGAAACUUGGCAUCAAGUUCAAACAAAUUUGAAUUAUUGCGUCCGAUUGUUCAGUUGCACGAAGAUCAGUUAUAUGGGCGAGUGUCGGCAACAUACUAUAGCAAUCGGGCAGCGCAGGAACAAUGGUUAUCACAGAUGGAGAACCUAGAGGAUUAUCAGGUGUUGAGAAAGGCUUUUUUGGCUAUUCAGAGCAAGGUCAAGAUGCAAGGGUUGGAGUCUCCGUUAGCGGCCAGGGCGCAGAGGGAAAUGGCAAAGAUACAAGAGAUGAAGUUACAAAUGGCGAUGGGUUCAAUGCUACACAUGUCCUCAUUUCAGUCUAGUAAUUCCUGUUACCAGAGUGGUGGUACAACAAAGACGGGGGUCAAUGGUAGUCAGAAUAAUUCAGAUAGUGGGGGAGAUCAAGACAUGAUGGAUACACAGCAAGAGGAAGAAGACCAGGAGCUACGGUCAUCGUCUACGGAUGACAUGCAAUUUCCUCAGAUGUCUAAGUUGGGGACGGCAGAGGGGACAGUAGAGGAGUCUGAAGCAAAACAAGUUGAUGGAGGUGCGAUGCCGAUAUCUGAAAGUGACGAAAAGGCCAGUGGCAAGAUAUUUUCGAAUGGUUUGGCGGUAAUAGGAGGGAAGUCAGGUGGCGAAAGAAAUUUUGGAGAUUUAGAUGAAUCAGAAAAUAUCGCAAAAUCGGGAUCUGAAGGCACGUCUUCGAGAGUGAAGUCAAAUGAGGGUCUGCAAGCAUCGGAAUCCACGACUUCGUCUGAAAACAUGGUAUCGGAAAAAGCUAAGGAGAACGACGAAUCGGGGAGCGGUACCAGUGCCAACCAUCAAGAUAAGGAAAAUAGUCAGAUGGGCGAGUAUGGAGGAGGGGGAAGUAAGAGAGCUUCUAAAGGCAGUGAAAAUGAGGCAACUUCGCAUGAAGGUCGAAAGGAAUCAAAUUUAUCAGGUACAAUGAAUGGGAGUGGUAGAGACAGGCACAGACCGCCUUCGUCGUCUGUACUCACGUCGUCUGUACGUCAUAUAAUGAAUAAAACCCUGAAUCCUAGGGGACAGGGUGGAGUUUCUACCGUUCACGGCGAUUCUCUGCUACCGGCGAAACAGGCAGCUGGUUGGAAGCAGCAAGAAGCGCCACAGCUUCGGGGUUCCGGCUAUGGUUCAACUAAACAGAGCGAAAUUUUGUUUCGCCAGCAUACAACUGAUGAGCUGGUCAAUCACAAACUAAACACAGAGACGCGUGAGGUAGAAAAGAUAAUCAAGCAAAUGAAAGGAGGAGGAUUGAUGUCUUCUUCGAGAUCACAGAAGAAUAAAAAGAAAAAGCCAAUAUCCUCAGUUUUAGGUGCAGUUCAAGAGUCUGGAGAGUAUCCGGUGAAAGGUGAAGAACUAGAGGCGAAUGCGGUGAAGCCUUCGAAUUCUAACCAAUUGAAUAGCCUAAGCAAUUUCGAUUCUGGCCAACCUGUCACAAAUUACGCUUCUCAUUCUGCAGACACAAAAAAUUCUGUACCUUCAAAUCAAAACGCAAUGUAUGCUUCAUCAAGUCUAGCUCGCCAAGCUCAGGCAGGUAAUGGUCAGUCUGUGCCAAAUUCUACUGAAAACGGCGUAAAAGGACCCGAAACACUUGCACCUUCUUCUAUUAACGGCGCACAACUACUAGCUGGUCAAAGACAACGUCAUCUAUCCGACGCUUCUUCAAAAAACGACUUCUCAUGCAGUGACGGUCACUAUCCUAUGCCUCCUUCGGCUGCCUUUCGUCCAGAAUUUUAUGGCAAACAGCUUUCUCCUGGCUGCGGCUCCAUUCCGUUGCCUACAAAGGAAGGUAAUUUCUAUCCAAAGCAAAUCUACAUCAAUAGUAAUUCAAAUAUGUUUGACCCUUCGGUUCAAAACUUCAACUUUUAUCCACCCUCUAUUCUCCAUGGCGCUGCUUUUCCUUCGCUCCCACUCUUUUUCCAAAACCACCCUAAUUCGUCUCAGCAAUACCUGCAGACUCUGCAUCCCUCCGCCCAACCCAGUGCGCCACCUUCCAGCGACCACGCAAAAACUACAAAGCCUAAUGGUAAAAAGCGCUCUAUUCAAGCCUCUGUAUACCCCUCCUCUUCAUCCGUCUAUACGUGUCCGCCCACAAAGCGUAACAACGACUCUACAUAUCCGGACAAGAACCCUCCCCCCCAAAACAACCAACAACGUCCAACGUCCCCCAACAACUCAAAAAAGCAGUCUUCAAAUCCCAAAUUCUUCCAACCGGCUCCUGGCCCUUCAGACAAUGCUCAUCCACCGGAUCCUAAUCACCUGCCCGUGCCCCCCCUCAACGAUCCCUCUCCUCAGCACAUACCCGUUCACCCCUCGUUCUCGUUCUUUCCUGCCUGGUCACCCAACCCAGCAUAUCUUCAAGAUCCUUUUCAGAAUCAUCCCAAUUCCAGUCAGGAUUCAUGUACACCAGGGUACUUUUCGAUGUCUCGUAUUGUUCCCCGCAUCAACGAUGAAGAGGUCAAACGAUUACUCAAUAAUAGACAGUUCGUUAAUAUCGCUCGCAUCACUGGCGAAUUUUUCGAUUCCCUUCCCCUCGACCGACAACGCUUACACCUGCUCUAUUGCAUGCUUCAGAUUCCUUCAGACUCUGAGUUUGCAUCCUUUUGCAGCAUGUAUGAUCGAGUCACGCGCUUAAUUAAUUCAUGAAAAGACUCGCUUCCUUGUAAUUAGAUGUAUUGAUUCCAUAUACGGAAAAAUCUAUUUUUA
Messenger RNA from Schistocerca gregaria, 3326 nucleotides. RefSeq lists its product as uncharacterized. NCBI's taxonomy places the organism in Eukaryota, Metazoa, Arthropoda, Insecta, Orthoptera, Acrididae. Bases 291 to 3266 code for a protein of 991 amino acids. The record is from RefSeq and is a predicted model, not a curated record. The transcript has 3 exons.